Amaranthus tricolor (Joseph's coat) is the source of this 2377-nucleotide messenger RNA. Its product is annotated as endoglucanase 12-like. NCBI's taxonomy places the organism in Eukaryota, Viridiplantae, Streptophyta, Magnoliopsida, Caryophyllales, Amaranthaceae. Bases 254 to 1897 code for a protein of 547 amino acids. The record is from RefSeq and is a predicted model, not a curated record. Gene Ontology annotation, molecular function: hydrolase activity, hydrolyzing O-glycosyl compounds. Gene Ontology annotation, biological process: carbohydrate metabolic process. The transcript has 5 exons.
GAUAUGCCCAUAUGCUUAAUCUCAAAGGCUUUACUUUCAACACAUCAAACCUUUGUUAUUCAUUUAAUAUUAUAAUUAUAAUUAAAAUAAUCCAAUAUAUAGCAUAAAUAAUUUAUAUAAAAUCAAAGGUACAAUACCCAGAGCCAGAACUUCUCUGAAAACUUGAUAGUUUCAGUUAGAGUAGAAAGAAUCACUCCAAUCAUCAUCUUCAUGUACUGAAACAAGAUCAGUUCAUAGAAAGUGUAUUAGGAAGAUGAAAAUGGGCUUGGGUUCAAUGAGAUUUAGGGCCUUCAAAUGGGCUAUUUGGUUCAUAGUUAUGGCUACUUGGAUCGGCCCAGUAAGGCUCACUUCAACUAGCUCAUCCCAAACCUUGCCUAAGCACAGCUUUGACAAUUACAGUGUUGCUCUCAAUAAAGCAAUGCUGUUCUUCAAUGCCCAGAAAUCUGGAAAACUGCCCAAAAGCAAUGGAAUUCCAUGGAGAGGGAACUCAGGCUUACUAGAUGGAUCAAUACUGAAAGAUGUGAAUGGAGGUUUAGUGGGUGGAUACUAUGAUUCUGGAGAAAAUACCAAGUUUCAUUUUCCUUUAGCCUUCUCUAUGACAAUGCUAAGCUGGAGCUUGCUCGAAUACCCUCACAAAUACCAUGCCGUUAAUGAGUAUAAUCAUGUUCGCGAACUCAUCAAAUGGGGGACUGAUUACUUGCUCUUGACUUUCGACUCCGAUGCCUCCAAGAUCACCAAAAUCUAUAGCCAGGUUGGUGGUGCCUACGAAAAUUCAAAAUCGCCUGACGAUUUUAGCUGUUGGGAGAGACCGGAAGACAUGGAUUACCCUAGACCAGUCCAAACAGCAUAUGCAGGGCCAGAACUAGCAGGGGAAAUGGCCGCAGCCUUGGCAUCAACUUCGAUUGUAUUCAAUGACAACCUAACAUACUCGAACAAACUCAUUAAGAGUGCAGAAGCUCUAUUUGCCUUUGCUCGAGACCCACAAAAAAGAAGACCCUAUAGCCGGGGGAACCCUUGGAUUGAGCCUUACUACAACUCGACAGGGUACUUUGAUGAGUACUUGUGGGGUGCAACGUGGUUGUUUUUUGGUACCGGAAAUCUUAAGUAUCUCACUUUAGCAACUAAUAAAGGAAUAACUAAGAACGCUAUGACAUUGAAAUGGACUAAGAAAGCAGGAGUCUUAAGUUGGGAUAAUAAGGUCCCUUCAGCUUUGAUGUUGUUGACGAGGCUAAGGCUGUUUUAUGCUCCGGGCUACCCUUAUGAAGCAACAUUGGCAGAGCAUCAUAAACUUAUUUCUUUGUCCAUGUGUUCUUAUCUCAAACCCUACCAUCUCUUCAAUUGGACUCAAGGAGGACUAAUACAUCUGAAUGAUGGAGGGUCUCAACCAUUGCAGUAUGCAGCAAAUGCUGCAUUUUUGGCAAACUUAUUUGCUGAUUACCUGAAUGCUAGUGAGAGUGCUGGAUGGACUUGUGGCCCCAAUUUCUUCACAGUAAAAACUCUUCGGGAAUUUGCAUCAUCUCAGAUAGACUACAUUUUAGGCAAAAACCCCUUAAGACUAAGUUACGUGGUGGGCUAUGGAGACAAGUAUCCGACUCAUGUGCAUCAUCGAGCAGCCUCAAUUCCAUCAGACGGUAAAAAAUACUCGUGCAAAAGUGGGUAUAAAUGGAGGGACAGCACCAAACCCAACCCUAACACCAUUGAAGGAGCCAUGGUUGGAGGACCUGAUCAAUUUGAUCGUUUCCACAAUGAUCGUAGAAAUCGUGGCUCUGCAGCACCUACCUUAGCCGGAAAUGCUGGACUUGUGGCAGCACUUGUGUCACUGACUAAUAGUGGUGGUUAUGGUAUCGACAAGAACUUGUUGUUUUCGAAAAUCCCGCCACCAAGUGUUACUUACUGAUAGAAUUUCGACAAGGAUAAUAUGUUUGUACACAAAAUGAAACAAUGUAAUGGUCUCUAAAUAGAAAGUAAAUCCCUAAUAACACAAGUGAAGAAUCCAACAUACUAUCUAAUUUAGGUAACAAGACUAUAAUAUUUGACAUGGUUUCUAGUUUCUGGUGAGUAGUAAAUUUUAAAUGUAUUAUACAGAUAAGUGUAUUAGUAGAAUUUUCAGUUUCAUCAUUGUUGCAUGAACCUGGUUCUUCAGGAGCAAUCCUACCAGGGCCCAAUAAUGAAGAAACAACAACUUUUCUUCGAUUUCGUGAAGUUUGCAAACCUUUUAGCUUGUAUUGUCGUUGUGGCCGUUAAAUUUAGCUGGACGUAUUGUAAAGUGUUUGUCUUUAUGGUAUGUGUUGGUUACGUGUUAAGGCUUGACAAGGUCUUGGAGGAAUUUUUAAAGAAGGUAACAAAGAACAACGUCACAUGAUUUACUAAUUUCAUA